AAUAAUUGUUUACAACCAACCAUAUACAGUAUGUUUAGAGAUAGAACAAAUCUCUUUCUUUCAUAUCGUCGAACAAUUCCGAGAAGUGAUCCAGUUUCAAGACGAAAUCAAGAGACAAGAUUUGAUAUCUUGGACGAAGAAGAAGAAGGAUUAAUAGGGAGAAGGAAAAUUCAACCAACAAAUGGUAGAUCUGAAAAUCGUAGUAAUGAUAUAGAAUUAAAACCAGUACUACCUUCUAUUUAUGAGAUUGCUAGUGAUUUAGAUAAUAAAUUAAAGAUUAUUAAAAAUCAAGUUAAUGAAUUAAAUUCAAAUUAUAAACGACUAAUCAUUGUAAAUAAGAGUGAUAAAGCCAAUAUUGAAAAUAAAAUUGAUAAUUUAAAUUAUGAAAUAUUAAAGAAUUUUGAAAGUUGUUAUAUAAUGAUUAAAAAAUUCGAAUAUUUAAAUGUAAAUUAUAAAAAAUUAGGUCUUAAUUAUAAUGAUCAAGAUUUAGAAAUUUUAAAUAAUUUUAAAAAGAAUUAUGCUAUAAAAGUUCAAGAUAGUUCAUUAAUUUUUAGAAAUCUUCAAAAUAAUUAUAUUAAAUUUCUUCGAGAUGAUGAAGAUGAAUAUGAUGCAUUAUUAAAGAAUGAUUCUCCAUCUUUAUCAACUACAACAACUUCAACAACAAUUUUACAAGAAGAACAAGAACUUCAAGAUCAAGAAAUUGAAAAUUAUUCUCGUCAAAUAUUACAACAACAGCAACAACAUCCAAAUUCAAAUUCUCAAUAUUUACAACAAAGAGAACGAGAAAUUUCUAAAUUAGCAAUGGGAAUUAUUGAAAUUUCAACUAUUUUUAAAGAAAUGGAUACAAUGAUUGUCGAGCAAGGUACAAUUCUUGAUAGAAUUGAUUAUAAUUUACAAAAUACUGUUAUGGAUUUAAAAGAAAGUGAUAGUCAAUUAGUUAAAGCCAAACAUUAUCAAAAGAGAACUACAAAAUGUAAGAUAAUUUUCUUAUUAAGUUUGAUUGUAUUUGUAUUGGUUUUAGUUGUAUUACUUAGACCUCAUGGAACAACUACAAUUAUUGAAAAACCUGCUCCACCACCAUCAACACCUCCACCUCCACCUUCAUCAGAUGAUUCAAGACCAGCAGUCAACAAACCACCCGCAGAUGAUUCUCAAGGAAUGCGAAUGUUGUUGAUCUAAUAAUAAUGAAAUUAAUGAAAGUAUAGUUUCUAAUGUAGUUCAAUGUAAUUAAAUUUUAAUAGACAUGAAAGAAAAUUGAAAAUUGAAUGUGUAUAUAUUAGAACUGAAAUAUUGAACCAAUCUCAUGAUAUGGGAA
Molecule: messenger RNA, 1315 nt
Organism: Scheffersomyces amazonensis
Lineage: Eukaryota; Fungi; Ascomycota; Pichiomycetes; Serinales; Debaryomycetaceae
Gene: TLG2
Product: Tlg2p
Exons: 1
Coding region: 31-1179 (382 amino acids)
Biological process (GO): vesicle-mediated transport; vesicle fusion; intracellular protein transport
Cellular component (GO): endomembrane system; SNARE complex; membrane
Molecular function (GO): SNAP receptor activity; SNARE binding
Source: RefSeq, a predicted model, not a curated record